UUGUUUCUCUCUCUUAGGCAAGCAAAGCUACUGUGUGCUACCCUAUAAAAGGCCCUCACCAACCCAUGGCUUCUUCUCCUCAUCAACCAUAGCCAAGCAAGAUUGAUCAAUCACUUAUCCACACCCACAGCUAAGCUACAAACCUACUAGUGCUACUACACUCCAAGCUUACCAUAAGCAAAGAUCAAAGAGACACGAAGAACAAGAACAAGAACAAGCAAGAUCAUGUACCAUCAUAACCAUGGCGAGGUGGCCAGCCUCCACUUCCUCUUGCCUCCAAACCCUUCCUCCUCCUUCACCACUCACCACCACAUGAACAUGGCCUUGCCGCCUCAGGCCUACUUCCCGCCGUCCUUUGAGCCUCCCGCUCUACUCACCGGCGAUGACACGGCGGCUGCCUUUGAGUUCGAGACGAUCCUAGAAGAAGCGGCUCACCUCGUCAGCGGCAAUGGCUCCCCCAGCUCGGGCUCCGACGGCGGGGGCGGAAACUGCUACUACCAGGAGGGUAGUGCUGGCGCUGGCGCUGCCGCUGCGGAGGAGAGGCGGCGGCGGCGGAUGGUAUCGAACAGGGAGUCGGCACGCCGGUCGCGCAUGCGCAAGCAGCGGCAGCUGAGCGAGCUGUGGGCGCGUGUCGCGCACCUCCGCAGCGCCAACCGCCGGCUCCUCGAUGAGCUCAACCGCGCAUUGAGGGCUUGCGCCGAUGCCUGCCGCGAGAGUGCCCGGCUCAGGGACGAGAAGACCAAGUUGACUGAGAAGCUCGAGCAGCUGUUGAAACAACCGGCGCCGGAGAAGACGGCCUCAUCCUCCGCGGCCUCCAGCAAUCGCAGUAGCUGCUCCUCAGAGCCAUGCAAGAACAGCGCCACUGCUGCUGAUGGUGUUACUGAAUGAAUACUAUUCAUAGUAUCUUAUCCAACCAAAUUUUUACUUGAGGGGAUACCAACUACUAUAUCAAUAAAAACAUGUAUAACUAAACAAUGAUAUAUGCUUAUUUAAUGGUGAUAAACUAGUAGGGUCAUAUCCCUGCUAAUCAAUUUCCCUAUUUGGAAGAUGUUUUCUGUAACUAGUUUGGUAGUAAAUCUUGUGCCGGGUAGAUUUAACAUGGAUAGGGAUUAUUAUUUGCAA
Molecule: messenger RNA, 1122 nt
Organism: Brachypodium distachyon (stiff brome)
Lineage: Eukaryota; Viridiplantae; Streptophyta; Magnoliopsida; Poales; Poaceae
Product: bZIP transcription factor 11
Exons: 1
Coding region: 226-888 (220 amino acids)
Biological process (GO): regulation of DNA-templated transcription
Molecular function (GO): DNA-binding transcription factor activity
Source: RefSeq, a predicted model, not a curated record